Messenger RNA from Dipodomys ordii (Ord's kangaroo rat), 732 nucleotides. RefSeq names its product trafficking protein particle complex 6B (gene Trappc6b). The coding region runs from base 256 to 732 and encodes 158 amino acids. The record is from RefSeq and is a predicted model, not a curated record. Lineage: Eukaryota; Metazoa; Chordata; Mammalia; Rodentia; Heteromyidae. Gene Ontology annotation, biological process: regulation of GTPase activity; endoplasmic reticulum to Golgi vesicle-mediated transport. Gene Ontology annotation, cellular component: cis-Golgi network; trans-Golgi network; TRAPP complex. The transcript has 5 exons.
UCCGGAGUCUCCGUUCUCUGUGCGGCUGUCAGACGUCUUUCGCCCCUAGGGCGCGGUGGCCCUGGGGACCGGCGGCCCUGGGGACCGGUGGCCCUCGGGGCCGGCUCUCCCUGAGCACCGGCUUGGGGGAAGCCCGGGAGCUUUCUUUGGUGUCCUAGCAACCGGGAGCCGGGCGGCGGGCCGGGCUGCUCGAGCGCCAGCCAUCGCCGGCCCAAACGGGAGCCGGAACCCAAAGCUCGGACGCAUCAGGAAGACAUGGCGGACGAGGCGUUGUUUUUGCUGCUCCACAACGAGAUGGUGUCGGGAGUGUACAAGUCCGCUGAGCACGGGGAGGUGGAAAAUGGACGAUGUAUUACUAAGCUGGAAAACAUGGGAUUUCGAGUGGGACAAGGAUUGAUAGAAAGGUUUACAAAAGAUACUGCAAGAUUCAAGGAUGAGUUGGACAUCAUGAAGUUCGUAUGUAAAGAUUUUUGGACUACAGUAUUCAGGAAGCAAAUAGACAAUCUGAGGACAAAUCACCAGGGCAUCUAUGUACUUCAGGACAACAAAUUUCGUCUGCUAACUCAGAUGUCUUCAGGAAAACAGUAUUUAGAACAUGCAUCCAAGGUAUUUAAUAAGUUAGACUACUUAAAAAAAGGGGGGGAGGGUCUGGGAACGUGGCUUAGUGGUAGAGUGCUUGCUUACAUGCACAAAGCCCCCGGUAAAUUUCAAGUGAUGAUACAGAAGCUAUAG